AUUUCGAUGUUAUUGUUUCGUACAGUUCAAAUUCAGCUGCUGAAUCGUUAUCACUUUUUAUUUCAAAUUUUCCCGCCAGAUUUUUUUUAUCAAUUCAAAUAAAUAAAAUUAAAUAAAGUGAAUUAAUAAAUUUAAAAAAUCAUUAACUGUCAGUAUUAAUGAGGAUAUGCGAAAAAAAAAAUAUUAACAUUACAAAUGAUGUACAGUAAACAAGAACAAUAAUCGUACAGAGAAUCAGAGAAACAUUUAGUUGAACAAAUUGUCUAAACAUCUAAACAAAUGACCGCUAGGCAUGUAAAUAAGGAUCAAGGAUCUUGUCCCGCCUUGUAUCGAGUUACUGAUUUUAUACAAUAUAAGGAAAUGAGACACGAUAAGUGUAGUCAAAAUACUAAAUCACACAUUUAAGUAAAAAAAAAGUAAAUAAAUAAAUAUAUAUAGAUAUAUAUAUAUUGAUGUGAUACGUAAAGUUAAAUAUAAAAACAGGUAGUGAGAAAUUUUAAAAAUAUUUAUCUUGAGUUAAACCGGAAACAGUUUACUGAAGACGACUAAAGUAAUUAUUCAAAAUCAGUAUAUAUUAUUAUAAAUAUUUAAAAUUUAAAAAAAUAUUAAAACUAAUAAUAGUUUUUUUUUAUUAAAGUUUGAAUUAUAAAAAUUGAAUGUAAAUUACGAGUCGUAAUAAAAACAAUGUUGGGAGAGGUGACGUGAAAGAUGCAAUUGACACGUAACACAUUACGUACCAAUUAUAACAUAAUAAUCUCAGUUGUGUUGCUUGUGGUUUUAAUAACAACAACAAGUUAAGUGACCGAGUAAUUGCUGACAUUAAAAUAUUUUUCAAAAAUUGAAAUAAUUAAAGCGAUUUUAAAUUGUCGCGGGCAAGUGACUGUUGAACAUUUUAUUUUAUUUUUUGCUUAUGAAAAUAAAAGUAAAUAGACUGUGAUUGUGAUUUGAAUCGUGGGUGAUUUGAGGCAAUUUUUAUUGGUUGUGUUUACUUUUCGUGGACAAUUGUCUAAGCAAAAUGAAAUUCAUCACUUCAUUGUUCGGGGUCGGAUCCCCGAAAAAAAUGGGCAGACAGUACAUGAAAGUUGGAAGAAAUGCACUUUUUGGUAUCAGGCCUAAGAAAGAUGGAGAGACUAUGUGCACAGAACGUGUUCCACGACCUAUGAAUAUGUUUAUAUCGAAAAAAGGAAAACUGAGGCAUGGUAGAAUUGCUGCUAUCCUAUUUGGCCUAUUGGCAUUAGCUAUUGGCAUUAUUCUUUGUAGUAUACCUUGGGUCGAUUACGUUAUUUUAAGACAAUUAAGGCUAUGGAAUGGCUCACUCUCUUUUCAAUACUGGCAAAAACCUGGGGUAGUGAGGCUUACCAAAGUUUAUAUAUUCAAUGUUACUAAUGCUGAUGAUUUUUUAAAUUUAAACAAGAAACCAAAACUUGAGGAAGUUGGUCCUUUUGUUUACCGAGAAGAUAUGGAAAAAGUAAACAUUGUAUUCCACAACAAUGGAACAGUAUCGUAUCAGCACAAAAAAAUAUUAAAUUUCGUACCGGAGUUAUCUAAAGACAAAGAUCUACGAGUUUUAGUACCAAAUAUUCCACUUCUCACAUUAACAACGCAAAGUAAAAGUUUGCCAAGGCUGCUAAACUUCGGACUGUCAAUGUUUAUAAGUGGCCUGAAUCAGAAACCCUUUGUCCCAAUUACUGCUCAGCAAUUAGUUUUUGGCUACGACGACCCACUGGUCAGCAUCGCUCAUCGUUUUUUUCCAAAAGCGCGCAGACCCAUGCACCAAAUGGGUCUUCUUCUUGCCAGAAACGGCACAUUAGAUGAAGUAUCAACGAUUUAUACAGGACAUACUGAUAUGAAACAAUUCGGAUUAAUAAACAAAUUGAAUGGCUUAGACCGUCUUCCUUAUUGGGAAGAUGAACCUUGUAAUUCAAUAACAGCAUCAGAAGGAUCAUUUUUCCCGCCGCGAGACAGUACAGGUGCAGACAUAGUGCACGUUUGGGACAAAGAUCUUUGUCGAGUGCUACCACUUCAGUACAGAGGACCUGUUGAGAAGGCCGGAAUAAAUGCUGAUCUUUACACGCCAACUGAUGAUGUGUUUGACCCACCGAGUGGUAGUAAGCCUGACAAUGAAUGUUUCUGUCCAGAUGACCCGUCGAGUUGCCCACUCAAGGGUCUUCAGAAUAUCAGUCCUUGUCAAUACAGCGCACCAGUUUAUUUGUCAUUUCCACACUUUUAUAAAGCUGACCAAAAGCUCACAGAUGCGGUCGUGGGAUUGAAACCAGUGCCAGAAUUACACGAAACUUAUUUUAAAAUUCAGCCCAAACUCGGAGUACCUGUCGAAGGAAAAGUACGAGUUCAAUUGAAUCUGAAGGUAGAAAGACAGCCAGAUAUAACAGCAGUUAAAGAUUUUCCGGAUAUCGUAUUUCCAAUAAUGUGGAUCGAAGAAGGCAUUGACGAAUUAACACCAGCAAUAAGAAGGUGGAUAUACUUGGCAACGACAUUCGCGGAUAUCGCAGUGCCGUGUAUAACAUACGGUCUGAUUCUAGUCGGCAUUAUUGUUUUAAGUACGAUGACUAUAAAAGCGUACACUAAUGUUCUUACAACGCACGAAGCCAUCGAACUCGGGAAAAAAACAAUAAGAAGAGGAUCGUCGUUUAUCGUCAACGGACAACAUCGCACACUAGUUGUUAAGGACUCGUACAUUUUAUUGAAUCAUAAUUCCGAGGAUGCGAGACCAAUAGUCGAUGUGUGAUUCAAUAUUUAAUUAAAUUUAUCUCUGUUCAUUAUUGUAAUAAUUAAUUUUUUUUUUUUUUUAUUUUAAAAAAGUGUAUUCUAAGUGAACUAAAAUGCUCAUUGUGCUCAAUAACUAUUUUUUCUAUUAGUCUCGAUUAUUUUUGAGAUAUUUAUUAACUAAGACUUUGGAGUGAAAUAUUAAUAGAAAAGUUUAAUAAUAACGGAUUAUUUUUGAGUGAAAAUAUUAUUAAUGGUUAUUAAUGUAUUAAUUAAUUGAUUAAUUUAGAAUUAAGUUUCGUGACAAAAGCUCUCU
This is a messenger RNA of Microplitis demolitor, 3040 nucleotides long. RefSeq names its product scavenger receptor class B member 1 (gene dsb). The transcript is spliced from 11 exons. Gene Ontology annotation, cellular component: cytoplasm; membrane. Bases 1016 to 2746 code for a protein of 576 amino acids. The record is from RefSeq and is a predicted model, not a curated record. Gene Ontology annotation, molecular function: scavenger receptor activity. Lineage: Eukaryota; Metazoa; Arthropoda; Insecta; Hymenoptera; Braconidae.